This is a messenger RNA of Rotaria sp. Silwood2, 1182 nucleotides long. The record is from the annotation of a GenBank genome assembly. Lineage: Eukaryota; Metazoa; Rotifera; Eurotatoria; Philodinida; Philodinidae.
AUGUUUGAUGAAUCAUACGAUAAGCGAAAGUUAAGUGAAAUAUUUUCACAAAUGAAAUUUUUCAAUGUUGACAGUAUUCAAGUGACAUACGGAUACGAAAAAAUAUUAAUUGAUUAUGAUUAUGACUGUUAUGUUGAGAAAAAAUCGAAAAGAUUCUAUUUAUUAAACAAAUAUCAUUAUUCCUAUAGUAUUGAAACAGUGAUAAAAUUCAUUAUUGAUGAUACUGUUGCAGAAUGUCAUCAUAAACGUGACAAACUGCAGAAGUAUUAUAAAAAGUUAUUAGGCGCCUAUGCAAAGAACCAAUUAGAACAAAAUAUAGUCAAUGAUCGUGAUUCAUUAAAGCCAAUUUGGAUAAUAGAUAUCGACAAUGGUGAUGAAAGUAAUAACGGCGAAGAUGCAGUCAAACUAGAAGAAAAUAUUAAUGACCAGGACUCAGACACGGAUAUUGUUCUUGACUCAGCAUUAGCUGAUAAAAUACUCAAUGAAGAAAAAAUUCUUAUACCGAAAUCCAAACAGAAGACAAGCUCUCAAUCUACGAAUACUUCAAAUUUGGAUACCAAUAUCAACAGUACAACAAGCAAGUCCACAGGGCAAAGUAGCACUAGCAGCGAUGAUCAAUUAAGAAAUAAUCAAGAAAAUGAGCAUCAUAGAAAAGACACCACUUCGACCUUCAUACCGAAGAAACAAAACAUAGUCAAAUUUCAACAUAUUGAUCUCCCUGAUUUAGAGAUAUCGGAUGAAAAUGUUUUAGUAGAAAACUCUAACAAAUCAGUGGAUGAAGAAAUUCUUAAAAGAAUAGGGCGUACAGGAGAACGAUGGGCAUAUGAAUACUUGAAAAAUUCAUAUCGUACUAAAGAUAAUGUAUCUGUCAAAUGGUUAAAUGAAACUUUUGAAACAGGAUCACCAUACGAUAUUGAAAUUAAAUUUAUUGAUAACUCUCAAGAUACUCAACGAAUUGAAGUUAAAACAACUACAAAACAUUAUGACAAUUAUCAGUUUUCAAUAUCAAUACAAGAAGUUGAAGAAAUAUUACUUAACCCUAACACAUACUACAUAUACCGGAUCAAUUUAAGUACACGUUCGUUGAUCAUUAUAGAUAAUAUAACACAGAAUUUAAGCGACAAGCGACAAUUACAACUACAAAUGAAUGUUUUAAAACUGGAAGAUUUUAAUGAAACAUAA